CGCCUCUCGCCAGCAGCGCACCGUCUAGGCGGGCCACCUGCCACCUAAGGCACCGACCGCCUCCUGCUGCGUGCGGAGCCACCGAGCCCUGUGUCUAGGUCGUUUGGGAAGCGCCUUGGAGAGUCAAGAAUAAAAUUGCAGGUCAAACAAUGGAUGACUGGAAAAGUCGGCUUGUAAUCAAGAGCAUGCUUCCCCAUUUCGCCAUGGUGGGAAAUCGUCAGGAGCCCAGAAAGCUCCAGGAAUCGCCACAGGGAACCAUUAAGAGGAGACAGGAAGGAGAAACUUUCCAGCUUUCAGGCAUGGCCGAAGGAGGUUACCCUAAUAAAAUUAAGAGACCAUGCCUUGAAGAUGUCACCCUUUCGAUGGGCCCCAGCGCCCAUCCCAGCGCAGCCUGUGCAGAGCUGCAGGUUCCUGCGUUACCCAUGAACCCUAGCUCUGCAGCGAUGGGAGCGGCUGGCCAUUCGUUACUACUCGAAAAUAACCCCAUGAACGGCAGCGUAGCGGGCUCACCGUUUGUGGUGCCACCAACUGCGGAAAUGGGACUGAAAGGCCCCCCUCUUUCUUACUAUGACAAGACCAACACUGUGCCUGCUGUGGACCAGGAACUUCAAGAUCUGCUGGAGGAGCUAACAAAAAUUCAAGAACCUUCUCCGAGUGAGCUCGACCUUGAAAAAAUCCUGGGGAGCAAGCCGGAAGAACCGCUGGUCUUAGAUCACCCACCGGCGACCCUAGGCGUGACUCCCAAGCCUGCGGUCCAGCUGCCACACUUGGAGAGCCUUGGUUCCAGCAAGGACUUCGCUUCGAGUUGCAGCCAGGUCCCUGGCGUGUCGCUUCAAAUCCCGCCCUCCUCCGCGGGGCUCAGCUACGUCAUUCCCUCCACCAGUAAGCAGAUGGCCUCCCCCAGUUCUUCAACAGCACAGGCCAAGAGCCAGGCAGCCUUGCCUCUGCUCCAGGUGCCCCAGUGGCAUCACGCCCACCAGCUGAAGGCGCUGGCGGCCAGCAAGCAGGGCUCUAGUACGAAGCAGCAGGGCCCCGCUCCCAGUUGGUCUGGCCUGCCUCUUCCCGGCCUCUCCCCGCCUUACCGCCCGAUGCCCUCACCACAGCCGCUGCAGCCGUUCAGCCCUCAGGGCCUCAUGGUGUCCUGCAUGUCAUCGAGCAGCCUGCCGGCGAGUGCUCUGCAGGGCUCUCCCAAUGCCUUAUUGUCCAGCGUGGCGCCCAGCAGCGGCGCUGCCCUGGGGCCGGCCAUGACCUAUGCCCCCGAGAAGCUCCCCAGCCCCGCCCUCCAGCAGCAGCCGCAGUUCAGCCCGCAGCCCUCCAUCCUUGCCAACCUGGUGUCCUCCACCAUCAAACACCCUCAAGGGCACCUGAUAUCCACCAGCAACCCGGGGCCCUCCACCCCCUACCGCCCAGAGAAGCUGUCCAGCCCUGGCCUGCCGCAGCAGUCCUUCACCCCACAGUGCCCCCUGAUCCGGACCCUCACUCCCCCCAGCAAUCCGCUCGGCCCGCAGCAGCCGCAGCUGCAGCUGCCGCCGCCGCCCCUGCCAGCCAAUGCCAUCCUCAAGCCCAUGGCCACCAGCUCACCCAGAACCCUGAGCCUGAUCAUGCAGCAGGGGCUGGCGGGCCCCAGCCCGGGAACCCCGGAGCCUUUCACUUUCGGCCACACCAAGCCCUUGUCACAUUUCGUCUCUGAGCCGGUCCCCCCGAAGAUGCCCUCGGGGCCCGCCGCGUCUCGGCAGCCUGCCCUGCUCCACUACCUGCAGCAGCCGACGCUGACGCCGGCCUCUUCUGCCACGGCCUCGUCCACGGCCACAGCCAGCUUGCAGCUGCAGCAGCAGCCAGACGCUGCUUCGUUCCUUCUGCAGCACGUGACGCAGCAGCCGCAGCGUGUGCAGCGGUCGGUGGCCUCGGAUUCCAUGGCUUCUCUGCCCAGACAGGCCUGUUGCCAGCUGUUUUCGUGGACUUCUGCAGCUGGCUUGGGGGAGUGCCAGCAUCAGCAUCCUAGCAGGCAAGAUCCUCAGCCUGGAGCCGUGUCGUCAUCUAACAUUCGAGAGACGCCGAAAUCAGGUCUUAUGGCAAUGACCCCUGAACAGCGGAGGGCGUAUCUCGCCCAACAGAUGAGUCAAUUUCAAGCCGUCCAAGAUCAAGUCACCUCCAAGUGUAGCCGGACCAAGGCGAGCUCCCCCCCCAGCCAACCCACGCUGCCACCUGGAGCUGCGCUCCUCCAGAGCAGUCUGAGUCCAGGAAUGGUCCCACCACCCACCAGGCACCAGAGCCGGGAGGGCGUGGGCCUGACCUCACCAACUCCAGGCAAACAGCAAGGGAUUUUCAGCUCCAGCCCCCCAUUUCCCACACCCUUGCGCUUGAGCCACGACCCCGCGGGCAGCCUCGGGUCCACCUGCCGGCGCACGCGGAUUCCCAAGGCCGCCCCCACGGGAGUGCCCCUGCCCGGCUUCUGUGCCAGCCCCCUGGGCAGCCAGCCCCUGAGUCCCCAGCAGCUCAGACGGCCCUGCGCGCCAGGAGUGCCCACCGUGCUCCACAACGCUGCCUGGGUGGCAGCAGCAGCAGCGGUGAGCACCGCGGUGUCGAGGGGGCCACCCCCGAGGCAAGCAGCCCAUGGCAUCCAGCAGCAUUUCCAUAGCAACGCCCUCUUUGCCAAGGCCCCCGUGAGCGUCCCCUCGGGGGCCCCAGCGUUUCCAUCACAGCAGGCAGUUGUGUCCCCCAGGCAGGUGGCCCCGGGAGGCCGACCCGGCCAGAAGGUGGGUGCUGCCCCCGCCAGCCCCAGCUUCGGCCUGCCGGCCCACCAGAGCCUGAGACAGAGCCCGCUGUGGGGUCCUGUGCCUGUGCUGCACGCCACCAAGCCCCUCCAGCAAGGCAUGGCCAGCUUCAGGCCCAUGAGUCCCAUCCAGGGCAUCGAGCCACCAAGCUCCGUGACCGCCGCCGCCGCCGCCUCCUCCACCAUCGCUGCCAGCCCGUCCCCUGGUCCCUUCAACAGCAUGGGGAGCCCCCCUGAGUUGCCACCCUAUGCCUUGUUGCCCCAGGCCUCGCUGAACGAUCUCAUUUCACCCCCUGACUGCACUGAGGUGGAUUUCAUCGAAGCUCUCUUGAAAGGCCCCGGCGUGAGCCCAGAUGAAGACUGGGUGUGCAACCUGAGGCUGAUCGAUGACAUUCUAGAACAGCACGCUGCUGCCCAGACCGCCGCAGCCCAGGGUGCCGGCCACGUCCCUGAGCAGGCCGGCCACACCCCCCAGAACGUCGGCGAGCUUUAAAUGCCCAGAGAAAGCUCCACGUGGCCAUCACUCCGGGGAGUGGUGCGAGUCCACAGCAAAUUCGCAGCUGGUCCCACGUAGCCACACGCUUGUUGCCUCAUUACAAUUUGAGGGGCGUCAGCCCGCGCCCACCCCUCUCUCUGCCUGUGACAAAAUGGAAAGCUGGUGAUUUUUCAAGCUACCUGUACAUAUCAGAAAAUUUUGUAAAUGGUUUUCCUAAACACUCACGACAGAAGUAUUUAUACUUCGUUUUGUGACUUUGUAAAUAAAGUGGCGGCUUUCCUUUCAGUAGAGUUGUGUCCGUUGCGCAUUGUCUGUGUUUAGUCUACAUUGUUGCAAACACGCA
Messenger RNA from Kogia breviceps (pygmy sperm whale), 3612 nucleotides. RefSeq names its product mastermind like domain containing 1 (gene MAMLD1). The record is from RefSeq and is a predicted model, not a curated record. Gene Ontology annotation, cellular component: nuclear body. NCBI's taxonomy places the organism in Eukaryota, Metazoa, Chordata, Mammalia, Artiodactyla, Physeteridae. Gene Ontology annotation, biological process: regulation of transcription by RNA polymerase II.